GUGUCAGUGGGGGGAAUAGUGCCCCAUCAUUGGUGUCAGUGGGGGGAAGAGUGCCCCAUCAUUGGUAUCAGUGGGGGGAGGAAUAGUGCCCCAUCCUUGGUGUCAGUGGGGGGAGGAAUAGUGCCCCAUCCUUGGUGUCAGUGGGGGGAGGAAAAGUGCCCCAUCAUAGGUGUCAGUGGGGGGAAU
Molecule: messenger RNA, 186 nt
Organism: Staurois parvus
Lineage: Eukaryota; Metazoa; Chordata; Amphibia; Anura; Ranidae
Source: the annotation of a GenBank genome assembly